UCCGCCGAAGGCGCCGCGCACGUGGUCUGGGCCGUAUUCGCGGCCUACGCCCUCCUACCAGUAGGCGCCCCAGUCGCCGCAGCUUUCGGCGUCGUCCUACCCACGAUGCACACAAUCGCCGCUGCGCUCGUCGCCCACCGCUUCCCGUACCAUGUCUGGCAGCAGAUGGUGGCGAACGUGGUGGUUUUCGUGUGCGUGAACGUGGUGGGAGCGCUGAUGCAUUCCUUGAUGGAGACGGCGCAGCGACGAGCGUUCCUGGACACGCGGAACUGCAUCGCAGCGAGGCUGGACAUGGAGGAUGAGAAUGAGAAACUGGAACGUUUGCUGCUAUCAGUGCUGCCGCAGCAUGUAGCCAUGGAGAUGAAGAAUGACAUCAUAUCGCCCGUCGAGGGGCAGUUCCACAAGAUUUACAUCCAGAAGCACGAGCAAGUCAGUAUCCUGUUCGCGGAUAUCGUGGGGUUCACGGUGCUCGCUUCGCAGUGCAGUGCUCAGGAGUUGGUGCGGCUGCUGAACGAACUCUUCGGCCGAUUCGACCAGCUUGCCAACGAUAACCACUGCCUCCGCAUCAAGAUCCUGGGCGACUGUUACUACUGCGUGUCCGGGCUCCCCGAGCCGCGCUCCGACCACGCGCGCUGCACCGUCGAGAUGGGGCUCGACAUGAUCGACGCCAUCGCUUCCGUGGUAGAAGCAACAGACGUGCAACUGAACAUGCGCGUGGGCAUCCAUACGGGGCGCGUGCUCUGCGGCGUGUUAGGGCUCCGCAAGUGGCAGUACGACGUGUGGUCCAAUGACGUCACGCUCGCAAACAACAUGGAGGCGGGUGGGGAACCAGGUCGAGUGCACAUAACGCAAGCGACCCUGGAGUGUCUCGGAGGAGCAUACGAGGUGGAGCCAGGCCACGGCUCCAACCGCAACGCGUACCUGCGCGACCACUCAGUGCAGACCUACUUCAUCAUCCCCCCGCCCCGCCGCAGAAAAAUGUGCCUAUCAUCAGGCGUCGGGCUCGGCUCAGGAUCUCGGCGCAAGCUCUCUUUCAAAAACGUGUCGAACGUUGUCGUUCAGCUGCUCCACUCCAUCAAGUUCAACGUCGACGUACCCUUUUCCAACAUGGCCGCCUCGCCACAGGAACUCAAGGCUAACGCCGCGAGGAAGAAUAAAGUAACGGAGAAGUUCAAGCGGCCUCUGAAAAAGCGUCACUCGUCUGUGUACCACCAGCCCACCAACCGCGUCAACAAGUACCUGGCGCAGGCCAUCGACGCGCGCUCCGUGCACCGCGAGAAGGCCACCCACGUGCAUCUGCUGACGCUCUGCUUCAAGGACAGUGCCAAGGAGGCGCAGUAUCGAGCAUCAACUGAUGGCGGCUGGGCGGGUUCUCUAGGCGCGGCCCUAGGCGCGUUAGUCGCGGCGGGGGCGCUGCAAGCGGCUAUCCUCCCUCGCACCACCAUCGUCCUGCUACUCUUCGUGACAGCCUUCGCGUGGUCAGCAGCGGUACUGGCGUUGACGCUAGCUGCGAAACUGCGCCUCGUGCCGUGUGACGUGUCCAGACCGUUUGCUCUGCGGAACGCUAUCACGACGUUUACUAUAGUGCUGGGGUAUGCCGUUGGGCAGGCGAAUGUGGUAACAUGCGAAGAGGUAGCAGUAUGUAAAAACUUGACUGCAAACGUGACGACUAUGGCCGAAAUCCGUCAGUUGAGCGGUGACGUAGCUGCUGCCUUAUGGAGUAGCAAUGACCAUCGGGCCUGCCCUAUACCGCUAUAUAUUACCCUUGGCUGCUGCCUAACUAUGCUGACUGUAGCAGUCUUCUUGAGGCUGCCUAUCUUGGUUAAAGGAGUGCUGUUAGCAUUGAUCACAGCGACCUAUAUGACCGUGAUCAUGGCGUACCAUAAGGACUUGUUCGACUGCUACGACAUGAUAACUGACCCUGGCGGACCCGUAGGCUCUGCUUACAGCGCGUCAGCGUGGGCGCUAGCAUUGGCAUUGGCCGUGCUAUUGCACGCGCGGCAGACGGAAUGGACGGCGCGUUUAGACUUCUUAUGGCAAGCGCAGGCGCGUGAUGAGAAGAGAGACAUGGAUGCCUUACAGGCGUCCAACAGACGAAUACUGUUCAACCUUCUGCCAGCUCAUGUGGCUACACACUUCUUGGACAACCAAUUCAGGACAAACAUGGACCUGUACCACCAGUCGUACCAGCGGGUGGGCGUGGUCUUCGCGUCAAUCACCAACUACCACGAGUUCUAUAUGGAGCUGGACGGGAAUAACCAGGGCAUGGAGUGCCUCAGGCUGCUCAAUGAGAUCAUCGCUGACUUUGAUGAGCUUCUAGGCGAGGACCGUUUCAGCGCGAUCGACAAGAUCAAGACGGUUGGGUCGACCUACAUGGCCGCGGUAGGCCUUAUUCCUGACAAGAAGAUGACUGACGAGCCCAGCUCUCGUAAACACAUGGCCACACUCGUGGAGUUUGUGUUCGCUAUGCGGGACAAACUGAAGGAUAUCAACGAUAACUCCUAUAACAACUUUAUGCUGAGAGUUGGAAUAAACGUCGGCCCAGUCGUCGCUGGAGUAAUAGGUGCGCGUAAACCGCAGUACGACAUAUGGGGCAACACAGUCAACGUGGCUUCCCGAAUGGACUCUACCGGCCUUCCCAACCACACACAAGUGACGGAAGAAGUCUACCAGGCUCUGAAAGACAUGCCCUACCAGUUCGUAUGUAGAGGUAAAGUCAAAGUUAAAGGGAAGGGCGAGAUGACCACAUACUUUUUGACUGACCGAGCGCCCUCCAACGGCAGUGGAUCAAACCCUAACAAUGGGUCAACUCCGAACCCACCGUCAGCGUACGGAGGAGUAGCGACGCCUCUGGCGAUGCUACAGAACUCCGCUCGAAGAGCAGCUGCCCAACCUUCACGGUUGCCGCCCGUCAGAGAAACGUCUGUCGCCGGCGAAAACGAACCGUUACUGCCGUCCAACGGCCACCAAAGUAACGGGAACAACCACAAAGGCAGCAAGGGGAGAAGAAACAAGGACUGUGAUGAGACACCACCACCGCCGCCUCCGCAUGGCAUAUCCGCGAAUCCAAGAUGGCCGCCGCCUCGAGCGCUAGUCCCGCCGUGGCCGCGGCCUCAGGAGCCUCGCCCUCCCGCUGCACACAAAAGAAGACCUCCUACAAGAUUACCCAGGCCUCGAUCUAGCGAGAGUUUACCUCUAGCACGUAGCCCACGCGUACACUCCUCCGCUGACGAAUUAAGUUCCCUCACUCGAUCUCCUAGUUUAAGUUCAUCCGACGAGAGCUACUCCCGAACGACUGACGCGUCUCCGUCGCCUCCGCGGCCGACGCAGUGGCUACCCCCGGCGCGGCCGCAGCGGCCCAACCCUGCGUACGACUACCCUCCUGUUCGCGCGUCCAAACCCACGCCUAACCACAUUAACGAAAUAUACGCCAAGCACAAGCUAAACAAGAAACCUUCUCUCGAAGAUAAAUUCAUGGAUGGAAGCCUAAACUUUCAGAAGGAGGAGGAAAAGUUGCAGAGGAGUAUAAUAAACAUGCUGGCGUCCGCGAAACGAGAUGGGUGUUGUCAAACUGAUAAGAAGGACGUCUCGGGUCGGUUGGGGAACAGAACGAACUCAUUCUCUAGUUCUAGCAGCAGACCGAACAAUUUGAAGCAUUUGAACCACGACGGCAGAGAAGUGUUCACGAAACGAAGCCCUACUGACGUGGCCUGCGUGCCGCCCUUCGAGAGAGAGAUCCAAAGGCUGCUUGAUGAUAAAAAUUUAAUCAAGAGUAAUCCACAGAAAGUGGAGCGGAAGGAAUUGAAACUUGAACUUAGGGGCCAAAACCCAGCCUUAGAGCCGCUCCGCAACUGCAACAACAACAACAGCAGCCCACUCCACGCGGUCGGCCUGGCGGCCAUUACGCAGCUGGCGCGCGCAGACGCAGCGAGCCCGGGCCGCGGGUCGCAGCACGCCGCGUCGCCGCUGCGGCCCUCGGCUGAGUUCCCUGGGGUGCUGCCUACAGAUGUCGUCGUGGAACUGCCUUCGCCUACGCACUCGCGGGAGAACAACAUUAGCAGUCCACUUCACGCGGUCGGCCUGGCGGCCAUUACGCAGCUAGCGCGCGCAGACGCAGCGAGCCCGGGCCGCGGGUCGCAGCACGCCGCGUCGCCGCUGCGGCCCUCAGCUGAGUUCCCGGGGGUGCUGCCUACAGAUGUCGUCGUGGAACUGCCUUCGCCUACGCACUCGCGGGAGAACAACAUUAGUCCACCAUGCGAGCGGAAAGCAGAUGCAGCUACGUCUAAAGACAAACACGAAAAAGCAAUCCAGGAGAGACUACAAACCCGGGUAACCACUUCUAAUCAUAGAGAAUUGGGUCUCUACGGGGAAAGUCAAUCCGAAUGGAGUUCGUCGUGUUCCGAGGGCGAGGGCGACGGGGAGGGCGGUCAGCCCGAGAGCACGGGCUACACCACCGACGACCCCGCGCUGGAAAAUGUGUCCAUGCUCAACGAGGCCGGGCUCACCGACGCGGAAGCCGCUCUGAGUGACGUCAACUCCUGCUACUUCGACAGAGACGAUGACGUGUCCUCCCGCGCCUCCUCCCGCCUCCUCGACUCCGAGGCCCUCGUCUCCCUCGAGUCCCUCAGCGCCAUCUACGACUCCGACGAGCCCGCGCACAGGUACCUCGCGAACAUUCGCACCGUCAGCGAAUCCAUCACCAGGAACUUCGGACAGCCCGCGCACGUCACCGACGGCGAGAGCGACGUCUAGUGAUACUCUGUGAUACUCUUGGAACGGAGGAACUUACCCGCGCACCCGACUCGUUUCCGAACUAUUCGUAUUCUCGUGUAUUGCCUUUCGAUUAUUUUACGAAUAUUGUGAUAGAAGUAAUCUCAAGCGAUGAGCGUUACAGAUCUAAUUCGAAUGUAAGUUUUGUAUGUUGGACGAAAUACUUGGCUCUCUAAUUGAAGUACGAAUACUCAAAGUAAAUCGCGCACGAUGAUUUGUAUGACACGAAAACAAAUAGACGAUUCUAAAUUCGAGACGAGCGACACCUUGAUAUUCGAAGCGUUCGUCAUCAUCGCCGAUCAACAUUGCUGAUGUGCCUGUAUAAUUAAUGAUUUACUAUGUAAAUGGUGUCAAUAUGUACCUAUACCUAUGUAGUUAAAGUGUAUGAUAUUCAUGUACAGCCGACGAUGCCAUGUGAUGGCUCAUGCAUCAUCUAGGGGUAUGCGAUGAUCUCUACAAUUAUAAGGUGCUCUGAAUUAGAAUUAUUUGUGGUUUGUCUUGUGAUAAUGGUAUAAGGAAUUAGCAUUCGAGCGACCAAUCUCCGUAGAAUUCUGUGUUUAGAGUAAGGGCCGGUCCCUGUUCAAGUUGUUCAACUAUUUAGAUACCCGGAAAUGUAUUCGAGCAACAUCUGGGGCUAAGGCCCACGUGGUUCGGUGUAAGUGACUCUUGCAUUUCAAUUUAACUUAGUAUAAAAUAUGUUGUUACCAUAGACUGGACUAUAUUGUAACUUAGAAACUGUAUUAACUAUAGUAUGCGUAUUCUUAUUACAACAUGAAAUCAUUCUUUCACCGCCUUCCCCACAUAUCAGAAUAUUUUAACCAGCAAAUGCACCUUGGACAUACCUACAUACUUGCGAGCUCCUCUGUUCAUCAGUUACCAACACACUUUGAGGGCUGACGCACACUUGUCUGUCAGUGAAUGCUUCAUACAUUUUUAUGUAAUUCAGACGGGACUACUCACCUGUAAUUUCAUAGAACGUAUGAACACGUUGCAAUGGUCAAAUGUGCGGAAGCUCUUAUUUAACUUUUUUCUUUCAAGCUUGAAUUCUAGUCACUGUUCUUAUAACAUGUCAAUUGAAAUUUUUUCUUGGAAUUUAUAGAUAGAUAUACGGUCCAAGUAGAGGUGCCAUUUAAUUAAUAAUUUUAUGUGUCGUUUAAAUUAGUUUACUGUGAAUGAAUAUGAAUUUAAACAGGUGAGAAUUAGGACUUUGAUAAAGAAAAUCAGUAACUUAAUACCUAGUAGUUUAGUUUAUCGUAACUAUAGUACAACCAUCACGAGAAACCACUACUGAAUAUUUGUUGUAAAAUAUUCUUGGUAUUUGUGUUAUAGAGUAAGAGCUAGUGAACGCCAGAUCUACGUCAUUUUAUAAAAGCUGAAAGUUUGUCAGCGUAUGCUCCCAAUAUAGGAUAUAAUGUUGGUGAAUUAUGAAGUUUGGGUUACUGAAGUUUGAGUUGGAACUGUCAAAACUGUCUGGCUGUUGGGGAAAAUACUGGAUGGAUGUAAAUGGUAAAUGGAUUCAUCGGAUUCCGAAGACGAUUGUUACGGGAACAUAGCACAGAAAUUGCAGCGAAUGAAAAAUAAUUACAAGGAGGAUACCAUAGAAACAACCAACUUGUUGAACGAAUCGACGACGGAGCUCGACGAAAUCGUGAAGAAUGCUGAGUUACUUGCUAAAAAGAGAGCCGAAGCCAGUUUGCAGGAAAAGAAGAAUGAAGAGGCAAGCAAAGAAGAAGAACAAGAUACGGAUUUAUUCGAUACUCUAAUAGCAACCUCGUCGAAAAGAAUGACGCUAUCUGUCGCGAAAAGGGCUAGUUCUGACACCAAUCCGAGUGAAGGUACCGCUCCUAAAAGGGUAAACAGAAGAAAAAGAGGUGGGAAAGCGUCCCAAAGCGACACCAACACUGACACAACCCAGGAUACCGUUCAAAAUGUAGCUGAAACAUCAAAUAUACAAAAUACCACACAGUCUGUUCAAAUUCUACCUCAAACUCAACAAAAUACUCCUAGAACUAGAGGUAGAGGUCGUGGUAAGAGUAGAGGUAGAAACUCGAGAGGUAUAUACACGUACCUAGCUUUUGGGGAAUUGCUACAUACAGCGUUGGAAACACAGAUGAGUACCCAGACCAGUCAGAUUGCCAACAAAUAUUUACUUCAAAGCCGAAAUCCGACGACGCAGUGCUAGUUGAAGACUCAGAAGUACUGGACGAAAACGAAGAGCUAUCCGUUAAAGUUUACUGGCAGAGUUCCGAGUUCUUUAAGUUCAUGAUCAGACGCUUCCAAAAAUUAAUACAAAUCUUUGAUUAUUUCUCACAAAAAGAAAUCGUCAGUCACGAUAAGUUGUUGUUUACGUUCAACCAUCGGAUACUCAAGCCCGAUGACACUCCAGACGCAAUUAACUAUAGUAUCGUAAAUUUUAUUGAUGGGGGUAUUGUUAAUCAGAGUGUAUCAAAGUUAGUCAAAGACGAUAACAAUAAGAAAG
This is a messenger RNA of Ostrinia nubilalis (European corn borer), 7249 nucleotides long. Its product is annotated as Ca(2+)/calmodulin-responsive adenylate cyclase-like. Lineage: Eukaryota; Metazoa; Arthropoda; Insecta; Lepidoptera; Crambidae. Gene Ontology annotation, cellular component: plasma membrane. The transcript is spliced from 20 exons. Gene Ontology annotation, molecular function: adenylate cyclase activity. The record is from RefSeq and is a predicted model, not a curated record. Gene Ontology annotation, biological process: cAMP biosynthetic process; intracellular signal transduction; adenylate cyclase-activating G protein-coupled receptor signaling pathway. The coding region runs from base 106 to 4752 and encodes 1548 amino acids.